CCUGCAGGCAGCAGCUCUAUACUUUCAGACAGCCAGUGUGUGUCGGGGAGAACAUUGCUGUCGUGUUUCUGUGUAAGCGAGAUUGCGUGUGUGUAAUAUUAUAUGUGCGUGUUUGCGUGUGUGAGUUAGUGGUUAAAGCAGCCUCUUAGGAUGAGAGGCAGAGAGAGACAGACGGUGUUGUGAUUGAGAGUUGGCAACAUCGCCUCUCUGCCGCCUCACCCAGUCCUCAUCCUGCCCUCCUCUCCUUUCUCUUUCCUCUGGCUCUGAUCUACAACACCGCUGGGAUGUCUUCUUCUCCAGGAUCCAUGGACGGCAGCCAGAGGAAUAGCUCAGAGAAGGUGCAACCUCACGUGAAGGAGGUGGAGCCUGCCCAGGUGAAGCCAAAGGAGGUGGAGCCUGGCCAGUUUAAGCUAAAGGAGGCGGAGCUUGCCCAGGCAAAGAUGAAGGAGAGGCAGAAGUUCUUUGAAGAGACAUUCCAGCAAGACAUGGAUCAGUACCUGUCCACCGGCUACCUGCAGAUCAGUGAGAGGAGAGGAAGCUUUUCGUCCAUGGAGGUGAACGUGGACAUGCUGGAGCAGAUGGACCUGUCCGACCAUGAGAGCUUUGACGUCUUCCUCCUCUCUGGGGGAGAGGACAACAACGCUGCCUCCCCCAUGCUAGGUCCAGACGUUGACUCGUUAACCACAGAGAUCACCCUGCAGGUUCCCACCCAGGCUGAGCUAGGAAACAAGCUGUCCUCCCUCUCCUCCACAUGCACUGACAGCCAGGACACCGAGGCUGGGGACGAUGAUGAAGAGGGAAGGGAGGACAGCAGCCACCGUCCUGUUGGGGUGCAGAGGUUCCCCCCAACACUGUCCUAGCAGAGAGGCCACCACCCCCCACCCAGAAGCAAGACACUUAAACACUGAGGACAGCAGCUCACAGGCCACAUAAGGGCCAGAGUAGGAGCUAAGACAAUGAACAGACCGAAACCCUGAGAGGAUGGGAGCUAAGACAUUGAACAGACCGAAACCCUGAGAGGAUGGGAGCUAAGACACUGAACAGACCGAAACCCUGAGAGGAUGGGAGCUAAGACACUGAACAGACCGAAACCCUGAGAGGAUGGGAGCUAAGACACUGAACAGACCGAAACCCUGAGAGGAUGGGAGCUAAGACACUGAACAGACCGAAACCCUGAGAGGAUGGGAGCUAAGACACUGAACAGACCGAAACUGAGUGGAAUAUAUGCGAUGCACUGGAUGCAUGGAGGAAGAGAUUCGUAAUUUGUUUCCUGUAUUUUCAUCCUUUUCUGUAAAGAAAUAACUCCAUGUUGAACAUUGUGGUUACAGUAUUAUUCCCCCGUAAUCUCUCGACUUGGUAAUAAAUAUUUCACCACCCUGUACUACCAUUUGUCAUACUGAUACCUUAAAAGUUAUUUCAUAAUGAAAUGAAACUGGAA
Messenger RNA from Oncorhynchus mykiss (rainbow trout), 1438 nucleotides. Its product is annotated as dysbindin-like. The record is from RefSeq and is a predicted model, not a curated record. Gene Ontology annotation, cellular component: synaptic vesicle membrane; neuron projection; plasma membrane. Lineage: Eukaryota; Metazoa; Chordata; Actinopteri; Salmoniformes; Salmonidae. Gene Ontology annotation, biological process: anterograde synaptic vesicle transport; platelet dense granule organization; neuron projection development.